Molecule: messenger RNA, 1143 nt
Organism: Cokeromyces recurvatus
Lineage: Eukaryota; Fungi; Mucoromycota; Mucoromycetes; Mucorales; Mucoraceae
Product: farnesyl-diphosphate farnesyltransferase
Exons: 5
Coding region: 1-1143 (380 amino acids)
Biological process (GO): farnesyl diphosphate metabolic process; ergosterol biosynthetic process
Cellular component (GO): endoplasmic reticulum membrane
Molecular function (GO): squalene synthase [NAD(P)H] activity
Source: RefSeq, a predicted model, not a curated record
AUGUUGCAAGCAAUUCUCGAUUCCGUUACAAAGCCUUCUGAGCUUGCUGCUUUGUUUCAGUACAAGUUUGCACAUAAAUCUCCUUCUGCUAUUCGUCAUCAGCAGUCAUUAGACAGGGACGCGUCAAAGAAGCGUUGUUAUGACUUCUUAAACAUGACCUCUAGAAGUUUUGCUGCUGUUAUUCAAGAGCUUGAUGAUGAUUUAAGAGAUGCUGUCUGUUUAUUCUAUUUAGUUUUACGUGGUUUAGAUACAAUUGAGGAUGAUAUGACUUUACCUUUAGAUAGAAAAGUUGAAUUAUUAAGAUCUUUUGAUCAAAUUAUUUACCAAAAAGAUUGGACUUUUAAUGAAAAUGGUCCUGAUGAAAAAGACCGAGAAUUAUUAGUUCAUUUUGAUGUUGUCAUUAACGAAUUCCUUCGUCUUAAGCCUGAAUUUCAACAAGUUAUUGCCAACAUUACAAGAUUAAUGGGUAACGGUAUGGCCGAUUAUGCUUCAGGCAAACAUCGUGAGAAUACAGCUGUUGCUACAGUCGCUGACUUUGAUCUUUAUUGUCAUUAUGUUGCCGGACUUGUUGGUUAUGGUCUUUCGGACCUCUUUGCCGCUUCUGGUCUUGAAUCUGAAGAAAUUGCAAAAGACAAACACAUUUCUAAUUCAAUGGGUUUAUUCCUACAAAAGACAAACAUCAUUCGUGAUUAUCGUGAGGAUUUAGAUGAUGGACGUCAAUUUUGGCCUCAUGAAAUUUGGGGAAAGUAUGUGGAUAAAUUCAGUGACUUUACAAAGCCUGAAAAUAAGUUGAAGGCUAAAUAUUGCUUAAAUGACAUGGUUUUGAAUGUAUUAAAUCAAGUCCCUGAUGUUCUCACUUACCUCUCAAGACUUCAAAAUCAAUCCGUUUUUAAUUUUUGUGCUAUUCCCCAAGUCAUGGCUAUCGCUACUCUUGCCUUGGUCUUUAAUAAUCUCGAAGUUUAUCAACGUAAUAUCAAGAUUCGUAAAGGUGAAGCUGUCAAAUUGAUUUUGCAAAGCACAAACAUGGAUAAUGUCAUUUCUAUCUUUAGACAUUAUAUCUUUGAGAUUGCUAGAAAGAAUGAAGCUGUAAAUCCUAAUUUUAUGGAUAUUUCCAUGUCUAUUGGCAGAGUAUGUGUAUCAUGA